CGUCACCCUCCUUUCCCUUUCCUUCUCCCCUCCUCGCGCCGCGCACCUAAAAUCUUGGAAACCCUCCAACUUUCGGAUCCUCGAUCGAUUCCAACCACGGGCUCCGUCUCGCCUCUCCCAAAACCUCCGGAAAACCUCGGAACGCGCGCGCCCGCCUCUGCCGCCGCCAUGAGUCGAUCCUACGGCUGCCGCCCCUUCCGCCCGCCGGACUGGGACGCGCCGCCUCACGGCCGCUACCACCAGCGCCAGCCGCCCCCGCGGCAGUUCCUCGUCAUCCUCCUCCGCGCGGGCGCCAACCUCUCCGCCCCGCCCGCCACGGAGGUCGACGCCCUCGUCACCGGCCUCGGGUCGCCCGCCCCCGACAGCCUCUCCGUCUCCUCCUCCGGCCGCCAGGCCGCCCGGCUCCUGUUCCGCUCCCUCCCGGCGGCCGCGGCCGCCGUGCGCGAGCUCUGGUCGCUCCGCCUCGAGGGGUUCCACCUCCUCACCCCGCACCUCCCCGACCGCGCCCUCGCUGCCCACGCGUUCCCCGUCAUCGCCUCUCUCUUCGCCGCCCACGUCUCCCGCCUCCUCGACACCGACCUCGUCUCACGUUGCGCCGCCCGCUCCUCGGAGCUCGCCACCGCCAUCCAGUCUGUGAAACAGCGUCUGCGUGCACACAAUAGGCUUCGUGACUUUGAUCGGCUCGAUCUCGAGAAGAAAACACUGGAGGCCGAGAAGGAAUUGGUAGGCGCCAAAAUCGCCGAGUACAAGGCGGCGAUGAGUUCGAUAAGGCAUGCCAUGCUACGUGUGACAGAUGAUGAUGAGGAGGAGGAGAGCGUGGAUGAAGGGGUGGACGUGUUCGGGAUUGGGGAAGACAAGGAUGUGGACUUUGCGAGGUUGCACAUGAUGAUGCUGCGCGAGUGCAGGAGGCUCAAUGAGGGGUUACCAAUCUAUGCGUACCGCAGAAAGAUUCUCAAUCACAUUUUCAGUAACCAGGUUAUGGUCUUAAUUGGGGAAACUGGUUCUGGAAAAAGCACACAAUUAGUUCAGUUUCUUGCUGACUCAGGUCUUGUGGCUAAUGGCUCCAUUGUCUGUACUCAACCUCGAAAAAUUGCUGCUAUAUCGUUGGCACACAGAGUAGAUGAAGAAAGCAAUGGUUGCUACGAGGACAAUUUUGUGUUGUCAUAUUCAACCUUUUUAAAUUCUCAAGACUUCAGUUCAAAGAUCAUAUUUUGCACAGAUAGUUGUCUUUUACAUCACUGCAUGAACGAUGCGGGGUUUGAUGGCAUUUCAUAUAUCAUUGUUGAUGAAGCUCAUGAAAGAAGCUUGAACACUGAUCUUCUCUUAGCUCUGAUCAAGAAGAAGCUCCUUGAUAGGUUGGAUUUGCGUCUCAUUAUAAUGUCUGCAACUGCUGAUGCUGAUAGACUUGCUGACUACUUCUAUGGCUGUCAAACAUUCCAUGUUAAAGGGCGAAAUUUUCCUGUUGAAAUUAAAUAUGUCCCAGAUGUAUCAGUGGAGGCUUCCUUCAAUUCUGUGCCAAACUCUUUGGGUGGUGCUCGUGCAGCUGUUUCUUAUGUCAAUGAUGUUGUAAGACUGGUAAGCAUGAUUCACAAGAAUGAAGAAGAGGGUGCUGUCCUUGCUUUCUUGACAUCUCAGCUGGAAGUUGAAUGGGCUUGUGAAAACUUCAGUGACACAAGUGCCAUGGUACUUCCUAUGCAUGGAAAGCUUUCCCAUGUAGAACAGAGCCGUGUUUUCAAAAGCUAUCCUGGAAAGAGAAAAAUUAUCUUCUGCACGAAUAUGGCUGAAACGUCACUGACCAUAAAAGAAGUGAAGUAUGUUGUUGAUUCUGGACUGGCCAAGGAGAGCAGGUUUGUGCCCAGUAGUGGUCUUAAUGUAUUGAAAGUCAAUUGGAUUUCCCAAAGUUCCGCUAAUCAACGUGCUGGCCGGGCAGGUCGAACUGGAGCUGGGAAGUGUUACAGGCUUUACUCUGAAUCCGACUUCAAUAUGAUGGAAGUGCAUCAGGAACCUGAGAUCAGGAAAGUUCAUCUCGGCACUGCCGUUCUUAGAAUACUUGCUUUGGGUGUUAAAGAUGCACAGAAUUUUGAGUAUGUUGAUGCCCCAAAUCCAGAAGCAAUAAAUAUGGCUGUGAAGAACCUUGAACAAUUGGGUGCUGUCAAAUGUAGACUUAAUUGCUUUGAGUUGACUGAUACUGGACGCCACCUUGUCAAAUUGGGAAUUGAGCCAAGGCUUGGGAAAAUUAUGCUUGAUUGCUUCCGUUCUGAUUUGAAGAAAGAAGGUGUAGUUCUAGCUGCUGUUAUGGCAAAUUCUAGCAGCAUAUUUUGCAGAGUGGGCACUGAUGAGGAGAAACAUAAAGCUGACCUUCAGAAGGUCCGAUUGUGUCACCAAGAUGGAGAUUUGUUCACUUUACUGGCUGUUUAUAAGAAAUGGGAGGAUGGGCAUGAAAACAGGAAUACGUGGUGCUGGGAGAACAGCAUCAACGCCAAGACCAUGAGGAGGUGCCAGGAAACUAUAUCAGAACUUGAAAACUGUCUAAAGCAUGAACUGAACAUUAUUGUCCCAAGCUAUUGGUGUUGGAAUCCCGAGGCUCCCACAGAACAUGAUAAGAAGCUAAAGAAAAUUAUCCUAUCAUCUCUUACAGGCAAUCUUGCUAUGUUCUUAGGACAUGAAAGGUCUGGUUACCAGGUGAUUUCGACAGAUCAGGUUGUGAACCUUCAUCCCUCAUGCUCGUUGCUCAAUUAUGGCAUCAAGCCAGAGUGGGUGGUGUUUACAGAAAUCUUGUCAGUCCCAAAUCAAUAUUUGGUAUGUGUAACUGCUGUUGACCAUGAGGCCCUGUAUACAAUUCACCCCAUGCCUUUCAUUCAGCAACUGGAGAAACAUAAAUUGCAGAUAAAAAUAAUUAGUGGGCUUGGUCAUCACGUGCUGGCAAGAUUUUGUGGAAAAUCUGGUCAAAACCAGCAGAAGAUUAUUUCACAUCUCAAGGAAGAAUGCAGGGAUGAGCGAAUAACUGUUGAAAUUGACUUCGAAAACAACGAAGUUGUGUUAUUUGCUACAGAACAGGACAUGGAAAAGGUCUUCUCCAUUGUUAAUGGUGCUUUGGAAUGUGAAGCUAAGAUGUUGAAGAAUGAGUGCCUCGAAAGAAAUUUAUUUCCUGGGAGGCCUGGGAGUUCUCCUCUUGCACUAUUUGGCUCGGGUGCUGAAAUCAAACAUUUGGAACUUGAGAAGAGGUUUCUAUCGGUAGAGGUUCUCCAUCAAAAUGCUCGUGAUAUCAAUGACAAGGAGCUCAUUUUGUUGGUGGAUAGUCUGAUCUCUGGUAUCGCUAAUUUUCAUAAAUCUGCUGGAAAUUUUCGGAUAGCCUCAGAUGAAAACAAAUGGGGGAAAUUUACUUUCCUGAAACCUGAAGAUGCUGAGUAUGCUGUCUCGAAACUGAACGGAAUAGAAUUUCAUGGUUCCUCAUUAAAAGUGGUUCCAAUAUGUUCUUCUGAUAAUCGAGGAUUACCAUUUCCUGCGGUUAGAGCCAGAUUAUCUUGGCCACGUAACCCAAGCAGGGCACGUGCACAUGGUAUCCGUUUGCUCGGGCUCAGGGAAACACCCAUAGCUAGCCCCUCGAUUUCUGCUUGUGAAGAAGCACUGAUUAGAGAAAUUUCUCCAUUCAUGCCAAACAAGAGUUUUCCUGGACAAAAUUUCCGUGUUGAGGUGUUCCCUCCAGAGGAAAACAAUCCAAUGACAAGAGCAACUGUAACUUUUGAUGGAAGUCUUUAUCGUGAGGCUGCAAGAGCACUGGACCAUCUUAAUGGAAGCAUUCUUCCUUGUUGUCAACCUUGGCAGAUAAUACAGUGCAAUCAUGUGUUUCAUAGUACUCUGUCCUGUCCGGUACGUGUUUACAAUGUUAUCAGCCAGGAAGUUGCUUCGCUGCUUGAGAGCUUCCGAAGCCAAAAAGGCGUGUCUUACAAUUUUGAAAAGACUGAGAAUGGUAUCUUUCGUGUAAAGCUCACUGCAAAUGCCACAAAAACAAUAGCAGAUUUGAGAAGGCCUCUUGAGAUUUUGAUGAAAGGCAAAACCAUAAACCACCCUGAUCUGACAUUAAGUGCAGUUCAGCUGCUCUUGUCCCGUGAUGGUGUAGCACAUUUAAAAUCAAUUGAACAAGAAACUGAGACUUACAUUUUAUACGACAGGCAAAGUCUAACUAUCAAAGUUUUUGGAGACCAAGAUCAGAUGGCCACAGCGGAGACAAAAUUGGUUCAUGCACUUUCACAACUCCUUGAAAAGAAGCCUCUGGAAAUUCGUCUUCGUGGCCAUAACCUCCCUCCAGACUUGAUGAAGAAAACAGUGGAAAACUUUGGAGUUAACUUGGAAGGAUUUAAUAAAGAGAUGCCUGCGGUCAAGGUUGAUUUACAUAAACACCGUCAUUUACUUAAAGUUUGGGGCAGUAAAGAGGAUAAGCAAAGGGUGGAAGGGAUGAUCUCUGAGUUGAUAAUGUCUGUUAAACACAAUGCCCUGGUUCAACUUCCAUCAGAGAAUGUUGCAGGCAAUAAAGAAGAUCAGAAAAGGGUGGAUGACAGUGAGCUGUCAAAGGAUGCAUGCCCUAUUUGCUUGUGUGAGGCGGAAGAUCCUUUUAAGCUUGAAUCAUGUGGGCAUAUGUUUUGUCGGGCUUGUUUGGUGGAUCAGUGUGAUUCAGCCACGAAAUCGCAUGAUGGGUUCCCUAUUUGUUGUCUCAAAACUGGGUGCAAGAAGCCCUUUCUCAUUGUUGAUCUGAAGCACCUUGUGUCAAAUGAGAAGCUGGAGGACCUAUUCAGAGCUUCCUUGAGGGCAUUUGUUGCAUCUAGAUCAGGUAUGUACCGCUUCUGCUCGACACCUGAUUGCCAAUCCAUCUACCAAGUGGCAGCUCUAAAUGCGGAAACCAAACCUUUUGUCUGUGGAGCUUGCUUCGUGGAGAUCUGCACCAAGUGCCAUCUCGAGUAUCAUCCUUUCAUGUCCUGCAAGGAUUACAAACAAUACAAGGAAGACCCAGAUGCAACACUGCUUGAAUGGCGCAAGGGGAAGGGGAAUGUGAAGAACUGCCCUUCCUGUGGAUACACAAUUGAGAAAGCUGAUGGCUGCAACCAUGUUGAGUGCAGGUGCGGCAGCCAUAUUUGCUGGACAUGCUUGGAGAACUUCAGAAGCAGUGAGGAAUGUUAUGGCCAUCUCAGGUCUGUGCACCAAUCCUUUGUGGACAUUGUGUAGAACCUAGAUGUAGUUUUGUACAUGUUGGAACAAAACCUCCUCCAAUCUCUUCCCGACACCUUUGAUUGGAACUGCACAUAGCAUGGAUUGCAAAGCUGCAUGCAGCUGGCACAGAUGGUGAGACUUCUAUCCUUGUCUGCAGAUCAUGGCCAGUGGGAAAAUGUUCUAUGCACAGGUUCAUCAUGAUGAAAAAAUGACUCAGUAUUUUGCAAAUUUGAAGCCAGGGUUGCAGAAACCAAAGGGCCCAUUGAGAAGCUCAGAUGUUGUCCAAAUAUAAAAAGACAAGUUCGCUUGGAACUUGCUGCCUUGCUUCCUGGAAUCAUGUCCAUCAUCGCUUUGAUUGGACCAGAGGGUUCGACCGAGGUGAUCUGCUCUCGGUUUGUUACUGUUCUCACUCAAGCGGGUUGCCUGCCUAAGCUUAUGCUUCUCCUGCCGGCUCUGUUCUUCAGCUGUGUCAUUACAUGUCUGUUGCGCUAAACCUUUAUUUGUCAACAGAACCUUCCAACCAAACUAUUUCACGAACAGUGAGCAGUCUGUCUUGUCCAGGAUGUAUGGAGGCCUGUAAAAUACUCUCCUCUGAGAUGACCUCCAUACAGGCAUGUGGACAUGUCAGCACAGUUCCCACUCACCUGACAUGAAAAUAAGAAAUCACAACCUUGGCAGGUUAAAGUUAUCGAAUCUGCGGAGCUGUGCGGUAUCCCUUCAGUUCUUCCCUGACAAAUCUGAUCAGUGACACUGAUACAGUUUAAGAAGUAUAGAGUUUCCAUCAGAUAUUCCUGCUGUUGUUUAGAAGAAAAGGUCACACUUAUCGAGAGAGAAGGUCCUUCCAGGUCAAUAAUGAUGAUGAUUACUUUGGGUGUCAGUUGAUGAUCCCCUGUCCAGCCUGCCACAGUUGGUUCGUCUUUGUUCGCUAUGGCUAUCGUGUGCAUUUAACACCUGCAGAAAGUAGCAGCCCAAUCACCGCAAACGCAGUUCCUGGAGAUAUCGAGCAGCAGAACAAGUUGUUUACACCUGACGAGGACACGAAACUUACACCUAAACCAGCUGAGAACACACCUCCAGGCUUCAGGCAACCUAAACAAAGAACUGGUGGUGGUUUCCUUACUGUGCCUGAGCCCAAAUCCCAUGAUCCUGACCUUGUAGGGCUCUACUGGCAAGGCCAAGAGCUAGAAAGUUACUUCGCCUAGGAUAGUAUGUUUCUUUGGCCGUUCUGCUGCCGGUCUAUAUCCCUGCUGACGAAGCCUGGCUGCUGUAGAUCAAAGUGUGAACUUCUGUCCUGCCUAUAUGAGCUUCGAAACAACCACGCUGCUCCUACCCACAAAGCCUUAUUCUUGAGGAGCUUCACAGCGUGUGCUGCCGAUGGCUCACUUUUUGUCAGUGCUUCGCGUGCCCAUCGUUGUCAAGCGUAGCACCUAGGUAACACGAUGUAUUGUGCCUGCAUACCCUACUGACAUUCUGUUAAUGUUUAGUAUUUUGCCGUCAGGAGAUUAUGGUCUUUGCUCCUGCAGAGACAAAUAUGUUUUCCUUUGGCGAUGUCUUAUAGCCGUUGAUUCACCCAUGAGGCAUAUGCUCUUUCUAUUAUUCAGGGAACUAUAUGGCUUAUUUUGCUCUAACGCUGCCCGAUGCAAGCGGAUCUUGUUUGUGUCCCACUUCUAGGCCAAACUUUAAAUCCUAAUUUAAAUUUUGAGCAAUUUUUUUGAACUA
Brachypodium distachyon (stiff brome) is the source of this 6924-nucleotide messenger RNA. RefSeq names its product ATP-dependent RNA helicase DEAH11, chloroplastic. The coding region runs from base 169 to 5220 and encodes 1683 amino acids. Lineage: Eukaryota; Viridiplantae; Streptophyta; Magnoliopsida; Poales; Poaceae. Gene Ontology annotation, molecular function: RNA binding; zinc ion binding; ATP binding. The transcript is spliced from 9 exons. Gene Ontology annotation, biological process: spliceosomal complex disassembly. Gene Ontology annotation, cellular component: intracellular anatomical structure; catalytic step 2 spliceosome. The record is from RefSeq and is a predicted model, not a curated record.